AUGGGCCAACUCAACUGUGGAAACUUACCAUAUGGCUAUCAUUCUGAUGCAGCUCUCGAAUUCGCUUCCACUACAUCAUCCUGUGGUAAGACAGGAUAUCCCUAUACAUCGCCAACUCCUAUCGCACUUAACAGUUCAUCGAUCUCUUCUGCCACAGCCACGUCCACUGCUUGUGCCACACCAUAUACAGUCAAAGCUGGAGAAGAUUGCAACUCGAUUGCACGGGCUCAAAACGUAUCUACAUUUUCAUUGCUGUACGAGAAUAAUCUCCAGGCAUACUGCGCCAAUUUUCCAGCUCCUGGAAAAUCCAACGACACAUGUCGAAGCAUCAUUUCCACCGUCCCGGGAGACAUCACUUUGACACAACUCAGCUCCUGGAAUCCAAAUAUCAACAUAGCAUGUGGUAACUUAGGCCAGCUUUACGGCACAGAAAUAUGUAUAAGCCCCAGAGGAGGAUGGAAAUCAUCUACCAGUGACACUUCACCAAAUUCCAUGAUGACUGCCGCGCCUGUGCCAGCAACAAUCGCUAAUGGUACAAACAUCUAUUGCGCAAAAUACUACGUGAUACAAGCGGGAGAUAGUUCCGGCGAAAGUUACUGCGUAGAAGCGGUAGGCUCUAUAUCCACGUACACUUCGUUUCAAAAAGCCACAAUUGCCGCAAAUCCUUGCCUCCAAGCAUCGCCGCCCUCGACUUGCCUCCUGCCGAUUGAUAUUACUCUCUAUCCAAGUGCACCGUAUUGGAGCGAGGGGGCCUCCGUUGUUGGAAACAAAACGAUAAAAUGGCUGGACCCUGUAGCUUCGGACACAAUUCCCACCUGUUACGAGUAUCGGGAAUACUAUUCUUUGAACACCACUAAUGCUACAUUCCUUGAAAUUGAGAAAAGCAUCAAUGAAUGCGACUGGGUAGCCGGCAUAGAAGAAAUCACACUGGCAAACUUCCUGUCAUGGAAUCCAUCGUUGGCCGCACAGGAUCCUAUAAAUUGUACUCUUUCGCCCGGGUAUCGCUACUGCAUUCAAAGAUAUAAACCUACUCCAUCGGCCACUGUCUCAGCUUCGACAAGCAUCAAAAAUCCUUUCAUUGCUACCACUGCGACUGACGCCCCACCUGGUACAGCCACAAAUUGCAAUGCAUACGGAUUUAUGUACGGAGGCGAUAUAGAAGACAUCACGUGCGAUGCUACUCUCAGAUUUCAUGCCAUCGAUUUGCCAAAGUUUUACGCUUUGAACCCAUGGGUAAACCCCGAUUGUUCUGGAUUCUAUUCAGGGUUGAAUUCUACCUCUUUUCGAUCCUUUUGCGUUGGUACUUCGAGUAGCGCCGCGACUGCACCACCAGCACCUGCUCAAUCGGGCAUCGUUUCUACUUGCGGCGAGUUCUAUACCGUCCAGCCAGGUGAUACGUGCCCCAGUAUUGAGCUUCGAUAUGGGAUUUUGUUCGAGCAAUUCCUUGCCUGGAACCCAGCCGUGCUUCAAAACUGCACGCUCCUAAUAAUUGGGGAUUCUGUUUGUGUUUCUGCGCCUACUCCAGCUUCUAACAUACUCACAAGCACAAGUGCAAGCACGACCACUCCCACUGAGGUUGUGUUCAUUGGUUAA
Messenger RNA from Botrytis sinoallii, 1593 nucleotides. RefSeq lists its product as uncharacterized. Lineage: Eukaryota; Fungi; Ascomycota; Leotiomycetes; Helotiales; Sclerotiniaceae. The record is from RefSeq and is a predicted model, not a curated record. The transcript has 7 exons. The coding region runs from base 1 to 1593 and encodes 530 amino acids.